AAAACUGCAGGGGGUUACGCACCGAAGCGAUGAUCCCGCCGCUCUCAUUUAACAUUAGAAACUAGUAUUCACUUCAGCUACCUACCUUUAGGUAGUUAUAUAAAAUAUUCACGUAAAAUCGUUCCAUAUCUUACGACAAUAUGUACUAACCACAAGAGCUCUAAAAUCAACUCUACAAAAGACUUCCUUAAUGUCAAGGCACAACCGGUUUAGCUAGCCUGUUUUCCUGAUUCGGAAAAUGACUAACAGAGCGGGUUCGCGGAAUAGGCCCGUUGUAUCUGGCGCCGAAUGAAUCGGGCUCGAGUCCCUUUCCCAUUUAUUUUAUUUUUGGAAAUCUGCAUCGCCUAAGCAGGCAGCGAAGCGAGGUGCUUACAAGGUAUAACUUACAUGAUAUACACUAACUUGCAUGGUAUUACUUACAUGGUAUAUAGAUGCCUUAGGUAGUCAUGUGUCUCCAACGCGGAGUAACGCAACGCUACCUAGCUUCUGUUACUGCUGCUCUUUGUUACCUUAGCCCUACAUACACUUACAUACCCUACAUAUAUACAAUUCAUAUAUACAUUAUGCAUACUAUUACUUAUACCUUAGAGCUAUUCUCAAUUAAGACUACCGGCCGUGCUGAACUACCGGCUUAGAUAUUUUGAGUAAACCCGAAAGGCCCCCCAAAAAGUGAACUUUGAACCAUAUGCUCCUCCAGCCAUGAAGGACAGGCUCCAAUCAUCGACGAGCUUCGAGUUCAUAAAGUUUGGUCUCGAAGAGCCUCCUGACCAGCCGGGCCAGAGCCUGUCCGUAGAGAGAGAUGCUUUCUGGAGCUACUGCGGCCCUUUGCUCUCCACACUAGAUGAUCUCCCACCUAGCUUCCACGACUGGGCCCACGCUGCUCUGUCUGGUUCCUUACUUCCGCUCCUACUCCCUUUCCUAACCUUCGUCAACGAGCUCAUCCGAACAAAUGGCCUUGAUCAUUACUGGCUCACCAUCCGCGCGACGAAAGCGACCACGGAAUACAACAAGCCUAGAUGGCACACAGACGACAUGUUCUUCAAUAGGAGUAGUGGUGACGGUGGCGGUAUUUGGGCCCGGAGAAGAUCGCUAGUAGUGGGUAGGGAGAAGGCAGAGCUGGACCUGCAGACAGACUGGAAGCUAUGCGCUACGCUGCUCGGCCCCGCAACCAUGUUCAUUCCCGCCGAACACCAGGCAGCAGCUCGCGCAACGUCGCGCUCGACGAAGAGUGCUCUAGCUACGGAUCACAUCUGCACCUCAGUCCGUUGUGUUGGGUGUGGAGCGACGGCCGAAGCUGUCCGAGAUAAGCUCACCACCGAGUUCGCCCCCCUGGGUCUGGUUCAAGCGGAGCCGGGCGAGUGCAGCAUAUUCCGCAUCGGCCAGGAACGCGGUGCUGUGCACUCAGAACCCUGCAUGAACAUUGGAGAUCGGAUAUUCGUCAACGUCGUGCCGGGGAAGAAAGACGAGUUGUCUUCUCUGCUGUCCAAAUGGGGGAUGACUUGCCCAAGGUCGUGGUUUAUCGCCCCGGGCGUCUUACGUGGCCAUGGAUUAACAUGAUUGACGAGGUACACACUAGGGGGAUCAAGAAGGGUUUAGCACUGUAGUAAUUGGGACACGAGCAUUGUUACAGGCCCUAUCAAGAGGAUUUGAAAUGAAUGUAGGACCGUAGGAGAAGGAUACCUGCCAAGACCGGAGGAGGAUAAUCCCUAUAUUCUUUUCCUUGUUGCACUUUUAUCUAGUUUUCUAACGUGAACAUGAUCGAAUGGAUAUUUAGGCUAUGGUACCUCAUACACUACUGUGACCGGCAAUACGCAAAAGAAGGCAACAGGGGUACCGGAAUCGAACUCUUUUUUUGUUUUUCGUUUUAUGUGCGUGAACACCGCUCUAA
Daldinia decipiens is the source of this 1888-nucleotide messenger RNA. RefSeq lists its product as uncharacterized. Lineage: Eukaryota; Fungi; Ascomycota; Sordariomycetes; Xylariales; Hypoxylaceae. The record is from RefSeq and is a predicted model, not a curated record. The coding region runs from base 700 to 1557 and encodes 285 amino acids. The transcript has a single exon.